Messenger RNA from Penicillium griseofulvum, 1977 nucleotides. RefSeq lists its product as uncharacterized. The coding region runs from base 1 to 1977 and encodes 658 amino acids. The record is from RefSeq and is a predicted model, not a curated record. NCBI's taxonomy places the organism in Eukaryota, Fungi, Ascomycota, Eurotiomycetes, Eurotiales, Aspergillaceae. The transcript has 7 exons.
AUGGCUACAAGAAAAGCAAUCAUGGCUCCUAAUGGUCUUGGUUCUGGCCUUUGGCGUGUCUCUGCCUCUCUUCUUUUCUUCCUGGCCGCCACAACUGUCUCUGCCACUAGUGUUGAUAAUGGCAAACUACUUACGGUCAAUGGCAUCAACUACUAUAGUGGUGACGCUGUCUCAAAAAUAGACAUCUCUGAUUCUGAUUUGACUCGAUUGGACACAAUCAUUCCCCUGACAGUCAUUCGGAUAAAUGAAGCACUGCUCACCACGAACAUUAUAAAAGAAACCAUUUCAAACUACUCAACCGCCGAUGAUGUUUUCCAGGCCGGAUUUCUUGAAGCGGUUUUCCUUGUCUAUGAUGGACACGGUCGGGGCCAAGUCGAGCCUGCUGUUCAAAAGUCUCUGAAGGGACUUGGAAAUAAAAUGGUGAUGGCCUCUUCCAAAUUUCGAUCUGGAAAUUAUUUUACAUCUGCCAAACUUCGUGAUGACAUACCAAAUGGGCCCUACUUUUACUCGCCGCAGACUGGAGAGAUCUAUCAAGCCUUCCGUCUCUAUUCCGAUCACCAGCUAGCAUUCACUGAAGCUGCUCUCAGCGAUGGCAGCGGAGGAUUUAAGCCCUUGCCAGCAACCUCAUCGGGCGCAAUGACGAAGAGCGUCGCUGUACCAUCUAGGCUAUACUAUACACCGACAUCAACGAAGCCACUUGCAGGGUUACGUGUUGGAGUGAAAGAUAUCUUUGAUAUGAAAGGACUGCAUACUAGUGGUGGCAAUCGGGCCUUUUACGAUUUAUACCCUCCGCGGAAUACCACCGGCCCCGCACUCCAAAGACUCAUAGAUGCGGGAGCUAUCAUUGUAGGGAAAAUGGGUACAGUGCAAUUUGCAAAUGGAGAUAAUCCUACAGCUGAUUGGGUCGACUUCCACUGUCCUUUCAACCCUCGAGGUGAUGGUUACCAAGCUCCCGGUGGUUCAUCUUCAGGGCCUGGUGCUGGUAUCGCGUCCUACGACUGGCUUGACAUUGCCGUGGGAAGUGACACAGGUGGCUCUAUGCGCAGCCCAGGAGGAAUGCAGGGACUCUUUGCCAACCGCCCUUCUACUGGGGCUGUAUCUCUUGACAAUGUCAUUCCACUUUGUCACGUACUCGAUACAGCUGGUGUUUUUGCUCGCGAUGCUGCCACCUGGUCAAAGGUUAUGCAUGCGUGGUACCAGAACUUCACUGACUAUAGAGAGUAUCCGAAAAAGUUGUUCUACCAGAACUCUUCUUUCCCCAAUCCCGACACAGCAUCCGGUGCACUACUCGAGGAAUUAGUUAUAAAAGUGGAAAAUUUCCUAGAUACGAAGAGGGAGUUUAUUGAUAUCGCUUCCCACUGGGAAAAAACCCGGCCUUCCGAGACACCCUCGAAGAUUAAUGACUUACUGAAUACAACCUAUGCUGCGUUGGUAUCUGUCGACCAAUAUCGCUCUCUUGCUUUGCCGUUUUACGCCGACUAUGCAGCAAAGCACGGUGGUCGUCGACCAUUUGUGAACCCAGGUCCCUUAUCUCGAUGGGCUUGGGGUCAAAAUAAUGGCGGUGAUGCGAUAUACGAGGAAGCUUUCAAGAACAAGACGAUUUUCAAAGGCUGGUGGGAAUCAGAUGGAUACGGAAAGGCAGACGAAACGACUUGCUCUGAGGGUAUCUACAUCUAUCCUUACACCAAGGGUCAGACACAGUAUCGGAAUACCUAUUUUGAUGCACCUUCUGCACCUCCAAUGGGCUUUUCGGAUGGUCGAAUGGCCGUCUUGGCCGGUACCCCCGAUCUAGUGGUUCCUGUGGGAGAAGUCCCUUAUUACUCUACCAUUUCGCUCCAAACAGAAUUUAUGCCAGUUACGAUGAGUUUUUUUGCAGCUCGAGGCUGUGAUUUGAUGCUAGUCAACCUCAUCGAGGAUUUGGAAAAGGCGGGGAUCUUAAAGCCCGUGAGCACAGGGUCGAUGAUGUAUCCAUCGUGA